Messenger RNA from Eptesicus fuscus (big brown bat), 646 nucleotides. RefSeq names its product phosphatidylinositol-glycan biosynthesis class F protein-like. Gene Ontology annotation, cellular component: endoplasmic reticulum membrane. The record is from RefSeq and is a predicted model, not a curated record. Bases 77 to 646 code for a protein of 189 amino acids. Gene Ontology annotation, biological process: GPI anchor biosynthetic process. The transcript has a single exon. NCBI's taxonomy places the organism in Eukaryota, Metazoa, Chordata, Mammalia, Chiroptera, Vespertilionidae.
ACCUGAUGGUGGGAGGUGGUAGCUUCCCCUUCCCUUCGGCGGGCGGGAGCGUUAGACAGCCACUCAAGGAAACACCAUGAAAAAUACUGAUAUCAAGAGACUACUGUAUACCCAUCUUUUAUGCAUAUUCUCAAUUAUUCUAAGCAUCUUCAUUCCAUCAAUCUUCUUGGAGAACUUUUCAAUAUUGGAAACUCACUUGACGUGGUUGUGCAUCUGUUCUGUUUUUGUAACUUCCGUCAAUCUAGUAUUAUAUUUAGUGGUGAAACCAAAUGCAUCCACUAAAAGAAGUUCAUUAUCAUACAAGGUAACCAGAUUUUUGAAAUGCUGUAUCUACUUUCUUAUGUCUUGUUUUGUCUUUCAUGUAAUUUUUGUUCUAUAUGGAGCACCAUUAAUAGAGCUGGUGUUGGAAACAUUUUUAUUUGCAGUGAUCUUGUCUACUUUUACUACUGUACCUUGUUUGUGUUUGUUAGGACCAAACAUCAAAGCAUGGCUAAGAGUUUUCAGUAGAAACGGAGUUACAUCCAUUUGGGAGAAUAGUCUCCAGAUCACCACAAUUUCUAGUUUUCUAGAAACAUGGCUUGGAGCCUUUCCUAUUCCACUCGAUUGGGAAAGGCCAUGGCAGAGACUGUAUAUAUACUGUAUUUAG